Salmo salar (Atlantic salmon) is the source of this 2295-nucleotide messenger RNA. RefSeq lists its product as uncharacterized. The record is from RefSeq and is a predicted model, not a curated record. Lineage: Eukaryota; Metazoa; Chordata; Actinopteri; Salmoniformes; Salmonidae.
AUGUUUGCCACGUCAGUAGAAUACCUGGGCCUCCGUGUGCCCCAGCUCCUGCAAGCAUCAGAGGAGGAGUUCGGCUCAGAUCGUGUCAUCAUGCUCAACCUUUUCCUGAUUCUCCUCUUGCUCCUGUUCUGCGCUAUCCAUCUGCGUAAAAACGAUGAUGAUGUCUUCGGGGAGAUUGACCCAGAGCUGGUCAAUAAGUUCACAGAGGGAGUGCAGCUCAACUACAACUACCUCAAACAACUGGAGGAACUUCUGGACAUGAAGAAGUUACAGAUAGAGGACCUCAUCUCUGAGAUGGACCUGGACUGCUGCUCUGAAUCCAAGUUGUGCUCUGACUCAUGCUACUCAAGAUCAUCUUCUAGAUCACAUUCUAGAUCUUCUGUAUCCUCUAGAUCUAGUGACGGCAGCACAUGGCAAACCUGUAAGAAACGGCCUCCAACUGACAGGUUUAAAUACCCGAAAGGCUGUAGUCCAGAUAGUCAUGAUAGUCCCUGCCCUCCGGUUAAUCCUAGCCCAGUGGGUAGUCCUGGCUCAAAGGCCACUCCCUUCCUCCAGCUACCAGGAGGUGGGGAUGAUGAGGACAGUUACCAUGGCUCCACGCUCUCCUCCCGUAGCUCCUCCUGCAGCUCCUCUAGGUACGUGUCUCCUUCUGACUCCCCUCUGCCCCUUGAAUACCAGCCCAGCCCUCGUCAGCCUGCUGCUACUGGUUGGAGGCGAAACUGGACUUUGACGGAGACCAAAGUGGACUCUGUGGCUAGUCCUGUGGCAGCUCCUUCUACUGUCACGUUCCCUGACUGCAAAGACAGAGCUGCUGACCUCACAGACCAUACAAACUGGUCCCAGACCACUCCAGACCAUGUAGACCAUUCCAAGACCACUCCAGACCGCUCCAAGACUCCGACUGUGAGACAGAUUCUGACGGUGAGACAACUGUUUGAGGUAGUGCCGAGGAAAGCAGACCCACCCCUCCUGCACCGCUGGCACCGCAGACGCCUGGAACUCAACGCGACGCAGAAGGUGGCCCGCAAUCGCUGGAGGAUUGCCGUGCUGAUGAUCUCCAUCGUUAGGUGGCUGCUCGCCGAGAGCCUGAAGGGAGGAGGCACCACCAGCUCAACCUCCCCCCCAACGUCCACCACUACCACACACUCCAACACCUCAACCACCUCUCAGGCUAAGAAAGGAUCCGAGAUCAUUAGGAAAACUGUCAGCGUUCCAGCCUUCUGCCCGCAGGGUGUAAACCCUCCAUCUCACUCCCAGGCUCCAUGCCAGUUUCCAGGGUCAGAGGGUAAACUCAUUAUGAUGUACGCUGAGGGUGCCAGGAUCCCCUUAAUUUCCCAGGAGGUCCGGGAGAAGCUGGAGUCCCACGUCCGCCGCAAGCAGAGCCAGCGCCUCUGGGGCUUCCCCAAGCUGGUCACCAGGUAUGUGGGCGACCUCAUGCCUCUACAGCUCCCCAUCUCCUGCAGCGAAGACAACUGGAAAAUCAUGGGCAACGUGACUGACCACCAGGCAGUGUUCUCUGGACGAGUGCACCUCAACACAGAGUUCAGGUUGAAGAACAAGACUACCAAGCCAGAGGGGGAGCAGAAGGCUACUGCAGCUCUAGCUGCAGCAAAGGACACCUCACCAGCCACCAGAACUGUGGAGAAGACUACCAGCAUCAGCACCAUGCUCCAGCCAGCCGAGACUCAUGCUACUAAAUCACACCAGACCAGAGCCACUCUGAACCAGCCCUCCCCUGCGAUAACCUUGACCCCGGAGAGACAAUGGCUGGAGAAGAAGAUGAGGAGUAAGUGUAUGGAGGUAAAGCUCAAACACUUCCCGGGCAUUGUUGCCCAGUCAUACCACUCCGCCCUUGCCUGGACAACUAGCCAGCCAACCAGGAAGCCCACCCAGGUGGCAAAAGCCUCCACUGUUGUUCCGAAAUGCCCCACCCCACUCAGACAGAGGGAUAAGGUAUCAUUCAUGGACCAAGGGGAGCUGAGGCACCUGGUGGACAACCUGAUCAUGAAACACAUGGAGCACCUUCAGAGACAGGGAGUGACAACCCCUUCGACCCACACCCAGGGAGUUACAACCGCCUCGGCCCUCUCGCAAAGCUCUCACAGCCUGGCCCUAGAGACCUCGACUGGCACCACCGUCUCACAUCCCUACCCUGCCCUCACUAAACAGCUGGUGCUAGUGAAUGGUUUGGAACAAGGUGCCAGGGAGAGCAAGACACUGCAGGCUCCACAGCAGUACAAUGUGAAGCCUAGCUCAGCCACAGUCAAGGUGGGAAGAUGCUGCAGCAUCAUGUGA